AUGCAGCCGGAGCUCGGCGGCGGGAGCGGAGGCUGCUGCUGGCAGGUGGGGCGCGGGCUGGCGCGAGCUGACCGAGCACUCGGCGGGCGCGGCGGGACUGCGGCCCGUGGCGGCGUGCGCGGGGACCUGCGCUGACUAGGUCCGGGGAAGGAACAGUAAUGAAUCUGCAGGUUGCAUCUGCCAAUUUCUUGUCUCUUAUCCACAUGAUGAAGCCAUGCUGAUAUGAACACAUCCAGUAUUUUAAAAACUCUUCAGUUAUUGAAUUAUAAUUUGGUCUUCUGUUAUAAGGAUUUUAUAUUGGGAGUGUGCUUUUGAGGAAGACCACAGAGAUAAAGGGCCAUUUCGUCAAGAUGACUUAUCACUGCUGAUGUCAACCUUGAUCACCUGGCUGAGAUAGUCGUCAUCAGCUCAGACAGGGCAACGCAGGAGCCUCCAUUCCAUAACCACCAACAGACACAGACAAAAAAAGCUCCAAGAAAACUCUGUGCUUCUUAGCCAAAGUAUGAGAAAAGAGAUUUCUAACAACAGAAAACCUUUCUGGCAGUAUGUACACCUCUCCAGUAAAACCCUAAUGAAACCAUAGGUCAUGGUUACAGCCAUGAUCCAUGACUUUUGUUUCAGAGGGACCAGUUUCCUGACUUUCUGAGAAGCCCUGGUUUCCCCAAAGAAGUGAUUUCUGAUAGAAAUCUGAAGGUCAUCUCCAAGAAAAAAGAGAUCUAGUAUAGUCAAUGAAUUAAAGACAAGAAGGUUUCCAAUCAGUCCCUGCUAUGUGGAUAUUUUGUAGCAAUGACUGAUGUGGAAACUACAUAUGCAGAUUUUAUUGCUUCAGGAAGAACAGGUAGAAGAAAUGCAAUACAUGAUAUCCUGGUUUCCUCUGCAAGUGGCAACAGCAAUGAAUUAGCCUUGAAAUUAGCAGGUCUUGAUAUCAACAAGACAGAAGGUGAAGAAGAUGCACAACGAAGUUCUACAGAACAAAGUGGGGAAGCCCAGGGAGAAGCAGCAAAAUCUGAAAGCUAACACCCCACUUUGACCCUCGACCACACCUGAAAAUGUCUCAAAUCUCCAGGAGUAUCUGGAAUGCAUUUGUUUCCAUGAGUGAAAAGAGGAAAAAGAAAAUGGCUGUGCUGCAUUGCAGGAACCUGCUCAUUAUCAUGUUAAAAAUGAGGGCAGAGGCUGUGGCUGCAGGCAGACUUUUCCCUACCUCUGUCAUUAGCAAUGGUUGAAAUCAUGUGGCUUGUGUUUGGGCGUCAUUUUUGUAUGGAUCCUUUCACUUGAUCAUAUGACGAAAUGCUUAUAGAGAGUAGCUCCGACCUAGAUGAUGAUUCUUCCUGUAGCAUCUGGCCCCUCACAAUGUCAGAGGAUUUAAUUGUGUCUAAUUGCGAAGGGUUGAUUGAACCCCAGAGUUUAAAUAUCUCUGGCUCAAGUGUUCACCCAGUAAAAGAAAGAUCCAGAAAGCACUGUUUUUAGCAUUACGUAUCUGUGUGUUACUGCUGUGUUAUUUACACUGUUUUGUAUUGUACAAUAUAUAUGCUCAGCACUGCCCCCUUCUCUGAUUGCUUAUGAAAAACAAAAUGAUGUACAUUACUGUGAAUUUUUAUACCACUCAUUUUUAAAAGGGCUGUCUUUUCAUUUUAGUUUUCCAUACUGUGGUGGUGUACACAGGAUAGAACACCCUUUUUUAAAACACAGUCUUUCCCCUUGCUCAUUGUAUGUUGAUGAGUUGAUUAAGUCUAACAGAUUCAUCAAGACUCCAUUGCUUUAUUAUAGAGACAUUUGAAAAUAUCCUUUAAUGUGAAUAUCACCUGAAUUCAGUCUGUUUGGUGUCUGCACAGACUGGAAUUCAAUCUGUCAAAUUUGUUUUAUUCUCAAGUGGAGAACUUCUCCCACAUAAUAUAUAUAUAUUUUUUAAUUUAUGAGAAUUUUGGACAAUUGGAAAGGUAGAAAAGAAAAGCCAAGAUCAUACUAAGGACUGGAAAUAUUUUGUUCUAUGGAAUCAAAUUUCUCACAAUGCUGUAUGAUACUAUUUAAAUUUGGAGGACAACUUAUCGUCACUAAGCUGAAUCAGGUGGAGAAAGUAAUCUCCUUGCAAUCAUGUGGACACCAAUCACAAAAGUAAAGCCCUGGUGUUGUGUUUUCAUGUCUUUUUUCAGCCCUCUCAGAUCCAAAUGUUAUUAUGCACUUUUUAAUGUUUGUAAACUUUUACUAAUAAUUAGUGUGAAUUGCAUUCUGAUACAAUAAUGAUUAUCAUUAGGAGCUAACAAAAUUCUCAUUAAUACUGUGUUUGAUGGCCUCUGCUGUGUUUUAACAUCGUGCUUCUUAUAUGGAAAGUUUUUGUGAGCUGUGUAAUCCCUCUGGUCAGUAUUGUGAAAUCAUUUGUCAGUGGUAAUAAAUAAGGAACCAGUAAUA
This is a messenger RNA of Pan troglodytes (chimpanzee), 2406 nucleotides long. It is a transcript of the gene PKIA, whose product is annotated as cAMP-dependent protein kinase inhibitor alpha. The coding region runs from base 787 to 1017 and encodes 76 amino acids. The transcript is spliced from 7 exons. Gene Ontology annotation, biological process: negative regulation of protein kinase activity. NCBI's taxonomy places the organism in Eukaryota, Metazoa, Chordata, Mammalia, Primates, Hominidae. The record is from RefSeq and is a predicted model, not a curated record. Gene Ontology annotation, molecular function: cAMP-dependent protein kinase inhibitor activity.